Messenger RNA from Ilyonectria robusta, 1293 nucleotides. RefSeq lists its product as uncharacterized. The record is from RefSeq and is a predicted model, not a curated record. Lineage: Eukaryota; Fungi; Ascomycota; Sordariomycetes; Hypocreales; Nectriaceae. The coding region runs from base 1 to 1293 and encodes 430 amino acids. The transcript is spliced from 5 exons.
AUGGCACCGACCUUGGUGCAUCCCCCGGAGAACGAGGGCGGCUUGAACUAUGGUCCUCCACCAAUUAUGCGACUGCAGGUGUGGUAUCAUACCAAGCUUGGGAUGAGCACGCAGCUCAGUCAGGACCUCGCGAAGUUCCUGUGCCAACGAGGCGGUGUCGAUUGGACCUUCAGCCCAACCUUGCCAACCAUCAGUGUUCAGCACUCCCGCGACACGCUCGUUCCUCUCGAGGUUGAUCUCGAGUACAAGGCUUCAUCCCAUCAAGAUGCGCCCUACCAAAACCUUCGCGUGCUCUUCAAGCAGACCAUUGUUCCGUUGGUUCGGAUUUUCUUCCAGCGACUGAGCGACAGGCCACAAUUCAUCAACAUCUACCCAGAUGGUGACAAGUUGACCGCAGAGAUCAAACAGGCCUACACGUUCUACCACAUUGAGCGUUCCAUGGCCAUGAGCUACAAGCGUACUGCCCAGUCUGUCGCUUUGGAGCAAGAUCCCUUGGAUCAGACUAUACGCCGUAUUGGCGCAGCUGCGCCAACCGUCGUCGCGCGGUCGAGUGAUAUCCUGAUGGCAGUUGAUCAGUUUUCUUAUAACUUGCUCAAGGGUAGCUCGCCGCAUGAAGAGUGGGAUCGUAUCAAAGAAUUGUUCUCAGUGGAACUCAAAGACAAAGAUAUCUUCGGCGUUGUUUCUCAAAUGACGGUCGCCGUGCAGCUCCUAUCAGACCAACGUGCACAGUUGGAAAACCUCAGAAAGCUCCUCAUCGAAAAAUACGAUGACGACACUCCGCUCAAGGAGAGGUGGUGGCAGAUCGCAUGCGCAGUGCUAGUAUCCUCGGCUGCGGCGGGCACUGGCCAGUUGGCUGGGAUUUCUUCAUUGACUACUUGUGUGAUUACUGGUUUAUGUGGCAGUCUCUCCAGCAUUGCCACUGGAUAUGCACUUGCUGAUCAUUAUGGGUUGGAGAAGAAAAAGCAGAAAGUCUCGCGCUUUGUCAGUCGGAUGGAACAUCUCCAAGAAUCCAUGGAACAGGCUCAACUUGCCUUCUCGGCCUUGUUCUGUAAACAAGUCUUGAAGAUGCCAUUGGAAUUGAUGCCAAGAUCUGAGCAGAAAGAAACGCUGGCGCUGCUAGGGGUCGAUAUCGUAAAACUAGGCAAUCAGACCUGGACUGACGAAUCUAUCAUGUACGAGGUUGAAAAUUUUGCCGCAGAGCUCAAUGACAUUGAGAAGCUGCGGAAAGAUGUUGGAAAGGACGCGGGCUUGAGAGACGCGAAUGCAAUCACCGCGGAUCAGUCAGGACUCUGA